Messenger RNA from Medioppia subpectinata, 706 nucleotides. NCBI's taxonomy places the organism in Eukaryota, Metazoa, Arthropoda, Arachnida, Sarcoptiformes, Oppiidae. The record is from the annotation of a GenBank genome assembly.
GUUUCGCUCCAUCAUCGAAGUGGUGGACGACUUCCGUACGAUAGCGUUGGGCCAAAUGCGUGUCCACUACCGGUCGUACAUGGAGUCGGGCCAACUCGGCCGCGUGGAACUGUUGCCCAUAUCGUGGCACCAGGCACUGCACGGCGACGAGACCGGCAUAGAUGAUAGGUUAAGGCAGAUCACCCUGGACAGUAUACCCAAGUUGAGGCACUUUUCCAACGAUACCAUUUUGGACGCCCUGUUCUAUACGAGUCCCGUCUAUUGUCAGACUAUUGUGGACAGUGUGGCCCGAGAGAUGAACCGCCUGUUUGAUCUGUUUUGUACCAGAAACCCGAACUUUUGCGGAACGGUAGCCCUCGGCGGCCACAGUCUCGGCUCACUAAUCGUAUUCGACAUACUGGCCCACCAGCCGGUGGACAACUGCCCCCCACAACCGGCCACACCCGACACCGCAGCCAAUACAGACUCAAUACACACGCAAACAACACCACCGCUGACUACAAGACCGACGCAAACAGUAGACAACAGUCCCACGGGUGGUCAGACGCUGGGCUUUCCAGCCAUAAACUACCCGACCCUCGCGUUCAAGCCGUCAGCCCUGUUCGCCAUGGGCUCACCGCUGCCCAUGUUUCUCACCGUACGUGGCGUACACUGCCUGUCGCCCGACUACAGGCUGCCCACCUGUCCGGCCGUCUACAACAUCUUC